This is a messenger RNA of Mya arenaria, 4301 nucleotides long. Its product is annotated as WASH complex subunit 4-like. Gene Ontology annotation, biological process: endosomal transport; endosome organization. The record is from RefSeq and is a predicted model, not a curated record. Gene Ontology annotation, cellular component: WASH complex; endosome. The transcript is spliced from 35 exons. NCBI's taxonomy places the organism in Eukaryota, Metazoa, Mollusca, Bivalvia, Myida, Myidae. Bases 22 to 3630 code for a protein of 1202 amino acids.
ACGUGAUAGGGAGGAUACAAAAUGGCGACGACCAGUCCAGGUUGGCAAUUCGACAAGUUUGAAGACGGUUCUUUGAAGAUUGUUGGAGAAUUGCAAUUGAAGAAAUAUGGAGAGUUCAUCCAGGAGUAUGGAGGUCAGUUAAAGGAUAUAGAGGAUGCCCUGGGAGAGACUGUCAGUGACUCCUGGGACAUGACCCUAGAUCCAAUAGCUCUGCAGUUCCUUCCCUAUGAGCAAACAACGCUGCUUCAGCUGAUAAAAACUGACAACAAGAUCCUCAACAAGAUCAUCACAGUCCUAGCUGCUCUCUGCUCUGAAAUGGCAACACUGAUACGGGAAGGAGAAACCAAGUUCUACAAUGCUAUCGUGUUUUAUGGGGAGGGAGAGCCGGAGGAGGGCCUCAGUGAAGGGGAGGCCCAGAUACAGAUUGGCAGGAUGAUCACACUCUUCCAGGAGCUUUCCUGUUAUGUUGCCCGUAGCAAUGAAGUUGUGAAGAAUGUGAUACAGCAGAUGUCAUGUCUAUAUAACACUGCAAGGGCCGGCCCUAAGCUGAUUGACGUGUCUGAUGUGCAUUUUCAGACAGUAUUUGAGCACCUUGGUGACCUGCUGGGAGUUCUGAUUACCCUGGACGAGCUCAUACAGUCCCACUCAACACUGCUCGACCACUGGACACUAUACAAAAGGAUGUUGAAGUCAGUGCGUCAUGAUCCAACCAAAUUUGGAACUACAGAGGAGAAGCUGCGGCCAUUUGAGAAACUCAUGAUGACUCUUGAGGGACAACUGCUGGACGGCAUGAUCUACCAGAACUGUGUGGAGCAGCCGUUUGACAGUCAGCAGGUGUUUGUUAGCAAGAAUGUAGUCUUCAUGGACGAGUUUGCCAUAAACAUUCGUGACUACCUCGCAGAUCUAGAGGCUAGAAUAGGUGAAAAUAAUGAGGUAGACCAGCGGUUCCGAUUCGUCGGUGUGUGCGGGCUCUACGUACUUCACUUCCAGCUCUUCAGGCUCACCGACAAGAAAAUCUUCAAGACCCUCUGGGACAUAUACAAGAAGCUUCCUGCUGUGCACCUUCUGGGCAACGCUGUCUGGUUCCCCAACCAAUUCCUGCUGGAGAAACUGCCACAUAUGGCCAAGGCGCUCGACAAGAAGGCACAGGAGAUGGUCCGCACCGCACAGACUUCGUACCUCCAACAGAAGAACAACAUGCUAACAAGAGAAGUCCAGGCUUACCAUGCAACAGUGACGGCCUGGAUGGUGGACAUGGAAAACAGUCUACCAAGGGGGAAAACUCUGAUGGAGGAUCUUACUUCCCGGUCGACACUGUUCAUGCAGGGUCUGUUACACGGUCAGCAGAUCCAGCAUCUGGUCCGUACAGUGAUGAACCUGCACGUGGCUCUACAGAAACCCAUGACCAAGACAGCUGUGCUUGCCCUCUGUAAGAUGGUCGAACUGCUUAAGGCCAUAGAGAUGACAUUUCACAGGAAGACGUUGCUAAUCACAGACUGUGUGCACAAGAUCAUGCAGAGAAUUUCAUUCAUGAUCAUCAAUGCCAUCGGCACUGCAAAGAAACGGAUCAUUUCGGACAAAAAGUACAGUGAGAGGAAGUUAGACGUAUUAUCUGCCCUUGUUCUUGCCGAGACAGCUCUGUCUGGACCUGCCACAAAGGAAAGGAGACUGAUUGCCAAGCUGGCUCUAGCCAUAGGGACAUGCUCUAAAGUGCGUACCUUCAAAGAGGAUGAGCUGGCAAGCCUGUAUGAGAACCUCCGCCGGCUGGACCUCAUAGCUGACCUCAGGGAGAAGGUACAUCGAGCGUGUGACUGCAGUUUUGUGUACUGGCACCGUGUUGUCAUCCCGAUCUACUUGACAGAUAUGUUCGAGACCGUCACUGAUACACACAGGCUGCAUUACAUGGUUGGAGCCCUGCGUGACUGUGUGGAGCCCAUGCUGUAUGCCCGCCACCUGACCUCGUCCCAGGAGCUUGUCCAAUCACUGGACACGGAGAUCUACACACUGAUCAAGGAGUGCCUGUUGGACCCACUAUGCCAUGGUAUCGAGACAGACCUUCGACUCCACAUCCACCUCCAUCUACAGCUGGAUGAUCGCAACCCUUACAAGGUCGGACUCAAGGACCUCUCUCACCUGCUCAAGCUGCGUCCCAUACGACUCUUCGAUAGGUACAUCAAUGUGAAAUCAUAUGUGGAGCACUAUCUGAACAAGACAUUUUACAACCUGACAACAGUGGCCCUGCACGACUGGCGCACAUAUGGGGAGAUGAAGAACAUGGCUGAACAGAAGUAUGGCCUUGCGCUCAUAGACACACACCUUCCCAGUCAGACACUGGAACAGGGCCUGGAUGUGUUAGAGAUCAUGAGGAACAUCCACGUGUUUGUCUCCAAGUACCUCUACAACCUUAACAACCAGAUAUUUGUGGAGAGGUCCAGCAACAACAAGCACUUGAACACCAUUAACAUACGACACAUAGCCAACUCCAUCCGGACCCACGGAACAGGCAUCAUGAACACCACGGUGAACUUUACUUACCAGUUCCUACGGAAGAAGUUUUUCAUUUUCUCCCAGUUCAUGUACGAUGAACACAUCAAGUCUAAGCUUAUAAAGGACUGGAAGUAUUUCAAGGAAAACCAUAUGCAAACUGACCAAAAGUAUCCCUAUGAGCGGGCAGAGAAAUUCAACAAGGGUAUCAGGAAACUUGGGCUCACACCCGACGGGGAGAGUUACCUCGACCAGUUUCGAAUUCUCAUCUCUCAGAUUGGCAAUGCCAUGGGUUACAUCCGUAUGAUCCGGUCAGGAGGCCUUCACUGCUGUAGCAAUGCUAUACGCUUCAUUCCCGACCUGGAAGAUAUUGAGAACUUUGAGAAUCUGUGUAAAGAUGAAGGGCUCUCCAUGGAGUGUCAGGUGGCUGCUAGAAACCUUGACAACGUAAUUGGCAACCUUGCCAAGAAUUUUGCCGAAGGAACAGAGUAUUUCAAGAUGCUGGUAGACGUGUUUGCUCCAGAGUUCAGGAACCCUAAGAACAUGCAUCUCCGCAACUUCUUCGUCAUCCUCCCACCACUGACUGUGAACUUUAUAGAGCACUCUAUCAGCUGCAAGGAGAAGAUGAACAGGAAGAACAAAAUUGGGGCUGCCUUCACUGACGAUGGAUUUUCUAUGGGGCUGGCCUACAUCCUGAAACUACUGGACCAGUACCAUGACUUUGAUUCCCUUCACUGGUUCCAGGCUGUACGGGAAAGGUACCACAAGGAAAAGGUGAAUUUACAGAAGCAGCAGCAGACCUCGUCCAGUCGGUCAGAUGAGAAACUCCUGCAGACAAUGACCCUCUCACAGAAACGUCUGGAUGUCUACUUACAGGAAUUUGAUCUUCUGUUCUACUCACUGAGCAGUGCCAGGAUAUUUUUCCGGGCAGAUUUGACAGCCGCCGAGGAGGAGAAGGCUCAAAAAGAAGUGGAGGCCAAUAAAGAUGGGGCAGCAGCCCAAGGAUCAACCCCUGAAGGCAGUGCAAGUGAGGCUUCUCCGCCACCCCCGGAAGCAGCAGGUGCCCCGGCUCCUCCACCACCACCUGGGGAAGUUCCUCCACCUCCUCCACCACCGCCGCCCCCUCCGCCACCACCUCCUAUGUAAUAGGACGGUCUGUGCAGAGAAAUCGUGCACUAAAAGACACAUAUAUUUUCAAAGACACAUAUAUUUUCAAAAAUGCAUAUUUUUUCAAAGAUGCAUAUAUUUCUACAUUAUUCUGACAUGUUAAGAAUUUGAGAGAUGUUUUUGAUUUCAAUAUCAACUUUAUAAAGAUUGAAUCACACUGAGUAUAACAUACCUGGUGCUGAACUUACAAUAAUGGCAGGACUUCAGUGAUAUGGUUGCAAACAUUUUAUGUAUGUUUUCGUUGCUUGAAGUGGGUCAUGGUUUAAUCCUGGCCAACAUUUCUCACAGUUCUGAAGCAUCACAAGCUUAAGUAGAUUAUUUCAUUCAGCCAAAAUUGUUACUUCAUCUUAAUUUUACUUCAUAGAAAAUUAUUGAAUUAGCGUAACUACCCCUAACCCAUACCCUAAAACUGUCAAAUAUGUAAAUAUUAUACAAAUUGUAUAAAAAAAAAUAGUGGGCUUAACUUAAUCCUAUUAUAAGGGACUUAUGAUGUUCCGAUAAAUAAGGGCAAGGAAACAUGUAAAAGAUGUGUUUUACAUAAGGUGUAGUUAUAUAUUUUAUUUAAAUUAUAUAUCAAAUCUUAUUAUUUGGUCACAAAUGACAUGUGUAUUAUUAAAGGUUCUGAUAAGUGCAAUAAACGUACAAAUGUA